Panicum hallii is the source of this 1488-nucleotide messenger RNA. RefSeq lists its product as uncharacterized. The transcript is spliced from 9 exons. The record is from RefSeq and is a predicted model, not a curated record. Bases 182 to 1306 code for a protein of 374 amino acids. NCBI's taxonomy places the organism in Eukaryota, Viridiplantae, Streptophyta, Magnoliopsida, Poales, Poaceae.
GGCCAGCAAUCGCCUCGUCGUCCCGAAGCCGAAGAGAGGGAAGAAAAAGCGAGCCCAAACUCUCCUGUACGUGCGGGGGCGCGUAUUCAAACGCACGCAAAGCAACCCCGCCACUCGUCGCGCCCCCGCACCGCAGUCCCCACCUCGCGCCACCGUGCGCGGCCCGAGCUCCCUCUCCCGGAUGAUAAACCGCGGCGCCCCGCUUCGGAUCUCGCCACUCGCACCACGACCGCCACUCCCACGCCCUCCGCCUCCGAUGACGCAGACCCCCACGCCCGCGGCCACCGCCACCGCCGCGGAGGCGCCGGGGCCCGAGCCCGAGCCCGCGCCCGCUGCGGGGCUGCCGGACGCCAUCGCCGCGGUGCUGCCGCUGGACCCGUACGAGCAGCUGGAGGUGGCGCGCAAGAUCACGGCCGUGGCCGUGGCGGCCCGGGCCUCGCGCCUCGAGCUCGAGGCCGCGCGCCUCCGCCAGAGGCUGGCCGACAGGGACCGCGUCGCCGCCGAGCUCGCCGACAGGGUCGCAAGGCUCGAGCUGGCGCUCCGGGACGCCGAAGCGCGCCUCCGCGCCGCACUCGACGACAACGCCAAGCUGGCCAAGGAGCGGGACUCGCUCGCGCAGACGUCCAAGCAGCUGUCCAGGGACCUCGCCAAGCUGGAAACCUUCAAGAGACGUCUGAUGCAAUCGCUGGGCGACGACCAUUCACCAAUUCAGGAAACUGUAGACAUAAGAACCUGCGAGCAAUCUGUGGCGAAAGCGAAUUCUUGGAAAGAUGGACCAGCGAAUAGCCAUCCUGUAUCCUCUCGAUCGGACGGAUCCACUGAAGCAGAGAGCGUAAAUCAGGAAGCGACGAGGCCGUUUGAGCAGAAGCUGACCAUCACGCACAUCACCCCACGCCUCACGUCUGAUUCUGCGCCGAAGCUGAGGACCGCUGCCACUUCACCGAGAAGGUACUCCACGGCGGUGUCGCCUAAACUGACGUCCGGCGCCACCUCGCCGCGAUUGGGAGGCCACAUGGCGAUGUCGCCAUGGCUGGCCUCCAGCAAGAUGUCCUCUGCGGCGAACUCGCCCCCUCGUGGACAUUCUAUCUCAGGACGCACUACUAGAGUAGAUGGCAAACAGUUCUUUCGUCAGGCAAGGAAUCGCCUCUCCUACGAACAAUUUGCGGCUUUUCUUGCCAAUAUCAAGGAGCUCAAUGCCCAAAGGCAAUCUCGAGAGGAAACCCUGAGAAAGGCGGAUGAGAUCUUCGGUGCAGAAAACAAGGACCUCUUCAUGUCAUUCCAAGGGCUGCUUAGCCGCAGCUUGUAGUAGCAAAAGCCUCGCAAUCCUCUCUAUUUCUACUCAGUUCAGUUGUUACGGUUGCUCAUGAUUCAUGAACAGGGCGUCGAGCAUACGGUAGGGUAUAUCUUACACGUUGCAUAGAAUAAAACAAUGUGGACCAUACUAAGAAGUGCUGAUCAGAGCCAUGUAGUAAAGCUUCUUUCUGUCCA